GUUCUAUGGCAGCACACUGAUGGGCUGGACUCUGCAUGUACUCCUGCUGGGCCUGCUACUGCCAGGGUUGCAGGCCUUUAACCCUUUACUGGGAAACUCCAUCACCCACCAGAAGAUAACGGAGAUGGCCAUCCUGCGCAAAACCGCAGAGGUCUGCCGAGCAUUGGCCGUGGCCGAGGGGAGAGAUUUCCCCUUUCCUACCGGUGGAAGACUGUCUGCAUCUAUAGUGCAGAGAGCCUGCUCACCCGGCUCUCUGGGGUCCACUGUCAAUUUCAAGGCCUCCAUCAUAACAAUGUACUUGAGCAAUGCAGCCGUGGAUAUCAUUUACCUUCUGAGUGAUCGGCACCACUUUGAUGGGGAGGAAUUCAGGGGCGGCCGGGCCCUCAUCACAGAUGGCAUGGCCAGCAUAAAGGCCAAUGUCCGGCAGGAGAAUUUUAUCUCAGCAAGAGUUACCCUGGGGAAGAUCUGCCACACCCUGCAGGAUUUUUACAGUCACAGUAACUGGAUUGAACUGGGAAAAAAGCAUCCAAACACCAACCUGAUCCGACCAGAUGAAAGCAUCGGAAACAUAGCAGAUAAAGACACCCCGACCUGCAGAAGCUGCAUUGGGGGAGACUGCAGGGACAACAUCCUGCCUGAAAUCAUCAGUGAAGGAAAAAUAACAUCUGGGUACUUCGGUAUAUUCUCAUCAUCAAAACCUGCAGGGAAGUGCAGUCAUGGAGGGUUAGCAGACCGUACUAGUCGGCGAGACCCAACUGGCGGGAUCAACAAGGAUGAUGAAGGAGCAGAUCAUGGACAACUUCCUCCAUUUGUUCAUGAGUUGGUCACUCUCACACCCCCUCCCUCUCUCUCUCUCUCUCUCCCCCCUUCACUAUCCCCUCUGGUUCCCAGGCUCAUGGGUAUUACUCGUUCUGUGCUAUGUUUUGUGAUUGACACCACGGACGGCAUGGCUGAUGACAUUGUGGAGGCAAAGAGGGUGGCAUUUUCAAUCAUCGACAGUAAGAAAGGCACUGAGGAUGAGCCAUCCUCCUACAUCCUGGUGCCCUUCAAUGACCCAGGAGUUGGACCUCUGACUCGGACAAGUAGCUCCGACAUCUUUAAGCAGAGGAUUAAUGCUCUAAUUGCAACUGGUGGGGGUGACGAGCCAGAGAUGAGUCUAUCAGGACUGCUGCUGGCUCUCAACAGUGCCCCUGCAUCCUCUGAGAUUUUUGUGUUCACCGAUGCCUCGGCCAAAGAUGUUCACCUGAGGAGCACAGUCAUUGCUCUGAUUGAGAGCACCAAGUCAGUUGUGAACUUCUUGUUGACGAAUGCUCUCUCAGCUCGGCGUCGAAGGGACAGUAAUGGCAAUGUUAGCACCCGCAUGAGUCCCCUGGGGAAUCAGCUGUACCAGGAACUGUCCGAGGCAUCUGGGGGGCAGGCCAUAGUGGUCACCAAGGACACGCUGCCCCAAGCCACUGACAUCAUUGUGGACUCUUCCACCACAGGCCUGGUGACAGUUCUCCAGGUGGUGAGGAAUCCAGGAAGAACAGAUAAUUUCAGCUUUACAGUAGAUGCAUCCUUGAGGAACAUUACCACAUACCUCACUGGCAGCUCUCUCACCUUCAGUCUCAUCAGCCCGUCAGGUGUGUCUCAGAGCAGUUCUGCUUCAGACGGGCCCCUGGGUACAAUAAAGGUAGUAGGGAACCUGCACACGAUUCGCUUGGACACCCAAACAGGAUUAUGGGAAAUCAGAGUCACCUCAACACAACCAUACACUCUGAAGGUCACAGGGCGAAGCAGCAUAGAUUUUGUCUACAACAUUGUAGAGGACCUUGAGGGGUCGGGGAGUGAUUUCACCUUGAAAGAGGGUCGUCUCCAGGCAGGUGGGAAUGGCACCUUGUUGCUGUCUGUGGUGGGUGGGGAUUCCCUCACAGUGACAGAGGUGUCCCUGGUGGAGGUAUCUGGUUUGAGGGUGGAAAACAGCACCUUGAAGCCAUUGGGGGAAGGGGAUUAUCUGGUCUCUGUGGAGAAGGUCCCGGAUGAAAGUUUUGUUAUUCUGUUGAAGGGGGUGGAUGGGAUGCUCCGGUCCCCCCAGAACAGCUUCCAGAGGCAGUCCAACACCCAGCUGAGGGCUUCCACCCUGACUCUCACAGCCUUGGCUAAUGGCACCAUGGAACCUGGGGUGCAAUUCACUGUUCCUUUCACUGUGUGGUCCAAUGGGACGGCGGGACAUUACACCAUCCGCUCCCGAGACGACAGGGGAUUCAUCACCUCUGCACCAUCCAGCCUGCCUUUGGAUAGCGGGGGAAGCGCUCAGGGGUCAGUACAGCUGGAGGCUCCUGGCAGUACAUCCUCAGGCACAGACGUCACACUCACCAUUGAGGCUGAGUCCCCCAGUGGCGGCAACUCCAACUAUGUGGUGCUCCGCCUCACUGUCCUCAACCAGGUGACAGACUUCAGCCGACCUGUGUGCCAGGUAGAGAGCGUGAGCAGCAACUGCUCCAUGAACUGCAGUGAAUCCAGGUGGGAGCUUUCCGCCAGCCUGACGGACGGGAACGGGACAGGCAUCCAAACAGUGUCAUUGCGCUUGGGGGAUGGCACCCUUGACACCACCACCUCCCUGGGGGAGGGGGGCAUCAACAUCACCUUUGCAACAUACAAUGCCUCCUGCUGCUCGCCAAAUGUAGAGUUAGUGGCGGUGGAUGCCGUGGGCAACGUGGGCACAUGCUUCCAUUCCAUCAGAGCCACACCAACCCCUGCCCCCAGCAGUGCUACUGCCCUCAGGGUGCUGCUCCUCCUCAUUUCCACUGCCCUCCUGUCUGCCUUUCAGGCCUGAACCACACUCAGGAGCUCUAAUAAUGAGGCUAGUAACCUGUGGGCACUCCUUAGAUAGCAACUUCUGCAUAUUUCAGCCAUUCAUAAACAAAUUAUCUUCAUAUCUUCUUUGCUUGGAAAUGAUUUGCCAUAAAUUUCCUUCAAGUCAUCCUCCUUUAAGAAUACAUUAUGCUAGAACACACCAAUUAGUUGGUCAGCCAUAUUGAACGUUGUAGCUUGUGGCAUUGCUGUGAUGUCUGUCAAGAGGGCAUUAUGAUUAGGCAGAUGAAUAGUAUCACAAAUUAAAACUUUCAUGUUUCAUGUGCAAGAGUUUUUGAACAAGACAUGAGAUCGUAUUUGUUUAUUAAUAUGCAACUUAAUUGUGCAAAUAAAUUACGGCCUUUAGACUGUCAUGGCUCGCAUCAAAUUCAAAACAUUGGUGCUAGCCUUCCAAGCAGUUAAGGGGUCUUCCCCAGCUGACUGGACUCCCCCAUGUCAAUAAUUGUACAUUAUAUCAAUAUACUUUAAUAAAAGAAUCUCCACUUUA
This is a messenger RNA of Conger conger (European conger), 3340 nucleotides long. RefSeq names its product von Willebrand factor A domain-containing protein 7-like. Bases 20 to 2815 code for a protein of 931 amino acids. Lineage: Eukaryota; Metazoa; Chordata; Actinopteri; Anguilliformes; Congridae. The transcript is spliced from 16 exons. The record is from RefSeq and is a predicted model, not a curated record.